AACAAAAAUUUAGAAUCAUAAUAUUUAGGUGUGGAUUUCAUUUGUGGUUGUUUAUUUUGCUGCAGCGAAAUACUUUCGAUGACGAAUAGCAUGAGUCCGAUAGAAAUCUGGUCAAUUCAAUAUUAUCAAAUAAUUGAUAAGCUGCACAUUGAUAGCUGCUUAUAAGACAGUCUACUUCCACCUUUCUAUUCAGUCUGCAAAAAGUUAAACCUGUGGAAGUUUGAUUGAAAAAUUAUUGUUGUGUGCAAAAUAUUGUGAUCCAAAUGGCAAUGUACGCCACUCUUUUCCUCUGCGUUCUUUUAUUUUACUUUGCUGAUGCUGGGGUUCUUAAAACUCGACGCGGAUCAAGAGAACUUAGCGGGCGCAUCGUUAAUGGAACAGAAGCAGAUAUGGGGCAAUUUCCUUUUUUGGUCUCUUUGAGAAAGUCCAGCGAACAGCAUUUUUGCAGUGGAACCAUUAUUGCCAAGAAAUGGGUAUUGACUGCAGCUCAUUGUAUGAAAGACUCAUUGGGGAACAACAUUGAUCCAUCGUCAAUAAAGGUUGUUGCUGGCGAAAUAGUGUUGAAAAACAGUAAUAGAUCUAAUCAGAUAAAUGCAGUUGUAAAGAUUGUGGUACAUCCAGAAUUCAAUGAUGAGACUUAUGCUAAUGAUAUAGCCCUUCUGGAGCUGGAACAUUCAUUUAUGUUAAAAUCAGUCUUAGUGCACAAAGUGACAAUAAAUCGAGAAUUUGUCGAACCAGGGACUACUUGUCGAGUAGCAGGAUGGGGAUAUACAAAUUUCACCGAGAAAAGAUUGAGUCCAACCUUAAUGUAUGUGGAUGUGCCAUUGAUGAACAGGAGCAAGUGCCAAGAACUCAUGUUUUCCGAAUCAACGCUACCACAAGGACUUAUGUGCGCUGGAUACCUAGAAGGUGGCCGAGAUGCAUGCGAGGGAGACUCCGGUGGUGGAUUGGUCUGCGAUGGCGCUCUAAGUGGCAUUGUAUCUGCUGGUUAUGAGUGUGCAAGUCCAAAUUUACCGGGAAUGUACACUGAUGUUAAACAUUUUUUGCCCUGGAUUACAAAAUAUGUCGAUGAGAUUCCACUUUUGCAAGAGAAUGAUUUGAAUAAAGAAACUGUACACCUUGGAUUAGUUUAUAGGUUGUAUGAAAUAGUAAGAGAUGCAUUUUUCUUGAUAGACGGGCUACUGUACUUACUAACAUCGUAAUUCUUUGAUUAGUCAUGAUAUCUGUACAUAGUUUGUAAAUUUCAAUCACAGUAUUACUAGAUUUUUAAGUAGUCACUCAUAGUCAUCGCUUUAAAUCGAAUUAUUUUUAAACAAUCGAUAACUAAUCGAUUCAUGACGCUUCCAUUUUAGCAUUAAAUUUAGUACCGUAAAUUGUACUUUUAAGUUUAUAAUAUUUUUCUACCCGAGAAAACUUUUGUGUACUCAGCUAAAAGGAAAUUUAAUAAAUUGCAAUCUUAAAAAUGAUGAAUGAUGAUACAUGUAUGUACUAUGUAUAUCAAAACACAAAUUUUCUUGUACAGAGCGGUAGUAUCAUUUAGUCAAAAAAAUUAUAGCAAAGUUAUCUUAAAUAAGCUACAUUUAUACUUUGAGUUUAUUAUAAUCUUACAAU
Messenger RNA from Trichogramma pretiosum, 1611 nucleotides. Its product is annotated as trypsin-like. NCBI's taxonomy places the organism in Eukaryota, Metazoa, Arthropoda, Insecta, Hymenoptera, Trichogrammatidae. Gene Ontology annotation, biological process: proteolysis. The transcript is spliced from 7 exons. The record is from RefSeq and is a predicted model, not a curated record. Bases 264 to 1202 code for a protein of 312 amino acids. Gene Ontology annotation, molecular function: serine-type endopeptidase activity.